Molecule: messenger RNA, 633 nt
Organism: Pediculus humanus corporis (human body louse)
Lineage: Eukaryota; Metazoa; Arthropoda; Insecta; Psocodea; Pediculidae
Exons: 3
Coding region: 1-633 (210 amino acids)
Source: RefSeq, a predicted model, not a curated record
AUGAUAAAUUUCAAUUUGCAGGAUUACAAUGUUGAAAAGGAUGGGAAUGGUGACAUGAUUCAAACAGUUUUAGAAGUUAAGAUAAGUCCUCAUGAUCUUGCUUUUCUACAAAAUUAUUCACAAACGAAAGGGAAAUCAACACAAAGAAAUUUAUUCAAAUUGGAAUCGAUAUUGGAAGCAGAAUUGGAAUUAUUAUUUAAAACAACACAAAAUGCUGGUAAAUCAAAUCCAUGUGAUCCAUCGAGUAGACAAUGGUAUGACAGUGUUUUGUCUUUGGUAUACACAAACAAUGAUUGUUUAAAUUAUCAUAAGGAAAUGACGAGGAAUCCGAGAGAAGAAAUAACAUUACUUCAGUGCAUAUAUGAUACAUAUGCUAUGUACACAAUUAUAAAACCUUUUAAAUUCUUUGGAAUGGCAUUGUCUGGACUCAGCGAUGAAUUUAUAGGUAAAUUUGGAUGGUUCACAAAAGAAUUAAUUGGAAUCCCUGUACUUUUAUUCGUUUUCAUAACAUUCUGUUAUUUCAUUUUGGAAUUUAUUAAAUUUUUAAUAAGUCACAGUGCUUUUAGAAAAAGCGAAGAUCAUAAACAUUCGAUUGAAUUUGAUUUGAAAAAAUUGCAAGUAUUUUUUAUAUGA